AUGGCUGAUCUCCAUUAUUCUCAUAUCGCUUCUGAAGAGAUGGACUCUUCUUCUGUCUUGGCCGAAUUCGAACUAUAUAACCGAGCCGGAAUCUUUGAUGAAGCUCCGUCUAACUACCUCUUCCAGAGGAAUCUCUCGUGGAUUUAUUCGGACAUAUGCGGCAACCCUGAAGGUUCUGUAGCGACACAAGAGUCGUACGGCUCUGGAGGAAAUCGAGAUCCCCCUACUGACGUUACCGUGGGAGGAAGAGAUGAGGGACAUGAGCAUUCUGAACCCAGGAAGCAGGAGGAGGGUGACCCUAGCGAAAAGAUACAUGCUCUGCUUGCCCGACGUCGAAGUCAGAACAGAGACGCCCAGCGAGCCUAUCGCCAACGCAAGAUCCGUCGGAUUGAGGAGCUUGAAAGGCAACUCGGUCAAGCGACAGAGAGGAUCCACGAGUUGAUGGCGGAGAAUCAGGCUGCUGAAGUAUCGUUACAGCGACUCGCAGCUCAGAAUGCUCGAUUGAAAAACAUGAGUGAACAAUGUUUUCGAAGCCAUCUUGUACAUAAUCACCAGGGCGACGAUCUCUGGGAGCCCGACCAUUGUGUUGUCCGAGACAGGUCUCUCUGGAGAGGAUAG
Molecule: messenger RNA, 618 nt
Organism: Exophiala oligosperma
Lineage: Eukaryota; Fungi; Ascomycota; Eurotiomycetes; Chaetothyriales; Herpotrichiellaceae
Exons: 3
Coding region: 1-618 (205 amino acids)
Cellular component (GO): RNA polymerase II transcription regulator complex
Molecular function (GO): transcription cis-regulatory region binding; DNA-binding transcription activator activity, RNA polymerase II-specific
Source: RefSeq, a predicted model, not a curated record